Molecule: messenger RNA, 867 nt
Organism: Mucor mucedo
Lineage: Eukaryota; Fungi; Mucoromycota; Mucoromycetes; Mucorales; Mucoraceae
Exons: 5
Coding region: 133-804 (223 amino acids)
Source: RefSeq, a predicted model, not a curated record
CAUAAGUACAUAGCUUCAUCUUUACGAAAGAAAGACACAGACAUUGCGGAAAGGUUCUUUCUCCCAUGGUGCGAUAUCAUUGGACAGAGCCUUAGGUGCACUGUCGUUAGCACAAGGUCAUGUGAUCCGCUAAUGGUCGUUAAAGAUGUAAGAGAAAAAACUUACUCUUAUCGACCACCAAAGCCGUCUGUUGAGCAAUCACAGAAUGUCUGGAGUGCUGUCAAAGAGAAAAACUUGUAUGCACUCCAAACGCCAUCCGUUCAUCCGGUCUCCCCGAACAAGCCAAUCAUACAGGUCGAAGACUUGUCAUCUUCAAGAUCGUAUUUUGAUAUUUGUUUGAGCAGUUGUAUAGCUGAUGCAUCAGAAAGAACAUCUCAUGAAUUUAGUAUUAUGUUAGACAAGCAAUACAAUCUCCACUGCCUCCAUACACUUGGUACAGAUGUUGUCGACUGGAUCAUCCGCAUACUUAGUUGGAAUCAAAAAAACAUGUUCAAAAAGCUGGGAGAUGUUCCUGAUGUUCCUUUCUUGAACUUCGUUGAAUUUUCCAUGGUCGAUUUCUUACUUAAUUGUAUGAAGCCCGGGAUUUAUCAAAUCAACGAUGAAAGAUCCCCGUAUUGGGAAAUAUUUAUCCCACUGUUUAAGGUCUUUGGCAAUACAGCAUCCAAGCUUAAUUAUGCAUGGUAUGAGAAGAAGGCCAAAGACCUUUAUUCUCUGUUGCUGCUUUUCCAUAACUUCAAGAUGGAAAAGGGCAAUAUUAAGCCUCUGGAUGGCGUAGGUCGUUUAGUGGACGUCAUUAUGUCGUGAUUGAAUCUUUAGACCUCCGUGUUUUCUUAAACUUCCUUUUUUGAUUCGCGUGAUGGUCUAUCC